Molecule: messenger RNA, 1780 nt
Organism: Pseudopodoces humilis (Tibetan ground-tit)
Lineage: Eukaryota; Metazoa; Chordata; Aves; Passeriformes; Paridae
Product: serpin B6
Biological process (GO): negative regulation of endopeptidase activity
Cellular component (GO): cytoplasm
Molecular function (GO): serine-type endopeptidase inhibitor activity
Source: RefSeq, a predicted model, not a curated record
UGUCCCCGCCCGCGGGGCAUCCCCGGGACUGGGGCGGUGUCGGGAAGCAAGGUGGAAAUCUUUCCUCGGCUCCGGGAACCGCAGCGCUUCUCAGGCAGUGUGGGCUGCGGGCCCUGAAGGGGUUUGGGUGCAAGGCUUGCGCGGGUGGUGUAAGGAGAGGAGAGCGAAGGCGCGCCCCGGGCUAUUGGUUUAGAUGGUGGGUCGGGAGGUGCCGGUGUUUUCUUUAGCGUAGAGCUUGAUAAGGGAACAUGCAAAGCUGCCGUGCCGCUUGUGUGUCUUCCGGACAGAGCUGACAGUGCUAUUCGGAAUUUCUGUGGGCGGUCCGUGGAUGAAAUGCGUAGAUUCUGAUGCAGACUCCUCCUCUCCUUGCAUUUGGACCUUCAAGGAAGCAGGAAACCUGACGGUUCUGCUUUCAGAGGUGUGGGGAAAGCUGCUGUUCUUCUUCCUUUUAGGCCAAGUCAUUCUGCCGGCUUCUCCCAGCCUGCCUGGCAGAUUUAAAACCCACUGUGCACAUGUAGAAGCAAGCUGCAGGUACCACUGAAGGUCUGUAGACUUAGAGAAGGCUUGGAAGCAUGGAAGGCCUCUGUGCAGCCAACACCACUUUUGCAGUGGACCUGUUAAGGAUGCUGUGUGAGAAGAAAAGUGGGCAGAACGUGUUCUUUUCGCCCUUUAGUAUUUCUUCUGCUUUGUCUAUGAUUUUGCUGGGUUCAAAAGGUAGCACAGAAGCCCAAAUAAGCAAGGUGCUUUCUCUGAGUAGCGUCAAGGAUGCUCACAAUGGGUAUCAAUUCCUUCUGUCCAAAAUUAAUGAUCCCAACACCAAGUACAUCCUGAGAACUGCGAACCGGCUCUACGGAGAAAAGACCUUGGAGUUUCUUCCAUCUUUUAUAGAGUCAAGUCAGAAAUCCUACCAUGCUGGCCUGGAGCAGAUGGACUUCCUGCAUGCUUGGGAGGAUUCCAGGAGGCAAAUCAAUGGCUGGGUAGAGGAAAGGACUGAAGGUAAAAUUCAGAACCUGUUGGCAGAGGGGAUUCUGAAUUCCUUGACCAGACUUGUGUUGGUGAAUGCCAUCUAUUUCAAAGGCAACUGGGAAGAGCAAUUUGACAAACAGAGUACCAGUGAAAGGCCAUUCCAGAUUAAUAAGAAUGAAACCAGACCUGUGCAGAUGAUGUUCAAGGAGGCACAUUUUAACAUGACCUACAUUGGGGACUUCCAGACCAAAAUCCUUGAGCUCCCGUAUGUGGGUAAUGAGCUGAGCAUGAUCAUCCUGCUCCCUGAUGCAAUCCAGGAUGGAUCCACAGGCUUGGAAAGACUGGAAAAAGAACUCACAUAUGAGAAGCUGAUGGUUUGGAUCAGUCCUAAAAUGAUGGAGUCUACAAACGUGCAGGUGUCUUUACCAAGAUUUAAACUGGAAGAAGAUUACGAUCUUAAACCUAGUUUAAGAAGUAUGGGAAUGCUGGAUGCAUUUGAUUCAGGGAAGGCAGACUUUUCAGGAAUUUCAGCUGGCAAUGAGCUGGUGCUCUCUGAAGUGGUUCACAAGUCCUUUGUGGAAGUCAAUGAAGAAGGCACAGAAGCAGCUGCUGCCACCGGGCUGGUCGCUAAUUGCUGUGCAGCGAGAGUACCGGAAUUCACUGCUGAUCAUCCCUUCCUUUUCUUCAUCCGGCACAACAAAACUUGCAGCAUUUUGUUCUGUGGCAGAUUUUGCUGUCCCUAAAGAGGAGGUGUCUUGGCAGCAUUGCACUUACUGUGCCAUGACACAAUAAAUUUACAUUUCCCUGGAACAAG